UUCCGGCCACCUCAGCGGGAAGUGGAGACCGGGGCUGGUGUGUGGCGCGGAGGUGGGGCUGAGGCUCUGGUGGCGGCCGAGGACGCGAAGACGACACCGCGGCCGCUGGGCGUCUGCUGAGACCCCGUAGCCCGUGAAGAUGGUGCUGCUGACCAUGAUCGCCCGGGUGGCGGACGGGCUCCCGCUGGCCGCCUCCAUGCAGGAGGACGAGCAGUCUGGCCGGGACCUCCAGCAGUAUCAGAGUCAAGCUAAGCAACUCUUCCGGAAGUUGAAUGAGCAGUCCCCAACCAGGUGUACCUUGGAAGCAGGCGCCAUGACUUUUCACUACAUCAUUGAACAGGGUGUGUGUUACUUGGUUUUGUGUGAAGCUGCCUUCCCUAAGAAGUUGGCUUUUGCUUACCUGGAAGAUUUGCAUUCAGAAUUUGAUGAACAGCAUGGAAAGAAGGUGCCCACAGUGUCUAGACCUUAUUCCUUUAUUGAGUUUGAUACCUUCAUUCAGAAAACCAAGAAGCUCUACAUUGACAGCCGUGCUCGGAGAAACCUGGGCUCCAUCAACACUGAGUUGCAAGAUGUGCAGAGGAUCAUGGUGGCCAACAUUGAAGAAGUGCUGCAGCGGGGAGAAGCACUCUCAGCAUUGGAUUCCAAGGCAAACAAUUUGUCCAGCCUUUCCAAAAAGUACCGGCAGGACGCAAAGUACUUGAACAUGCGUUCCACUUACGCCAAACUUGCAGCUGUGGCUGUGUUUUUCAUCAUGUUAAUAGUGUAUGUGCGGUUCUGGUGGUUGUGAAAUAGUGAAUCCCAUUACUGGUAAGGGAGAACCUAGAACCCGGCACGCACAUGUAUGUUUCAGGAAGCUGAGCUCACAGGGAUGUGAAUUAGGUUCCAAGUGGAGCUUCUUCCUCUCAAAGACCUUGCAAAAAAAGGCAUGUCUUGACAAUGAAAGAUUCCUCCUCGUUUCAUGAAGCUUAACCCUCGCGGAAGUCUCUAUUUGGGACAGAGGCUUUCUCUGGGUGCUAAGCCAUAUAUAUUAGGGAACAGUAGACUGUUUUAUCUUAUUUCUUCCCCCUUCCAGUACAUUUUAAGACACAUUACUGAGUGGGGCAUUCUCAUUCUUGAAUAGAGCCAUCAAUGAGAUUGAAAGGUAGCCAACCUGUGCUAGCAAAUUCUGCAGUUCCUUCAAAGAAGGGAGCCCUGUGUGAAGUUUUUCGACUUGAGUCCACAUUCCUUUUGUCAGUGACAUUUGUGAUUUUCAGUGAUCUGGGGUUUUGAUGGCCUUUGAGAUGAGACUCCCAGGACAUGAAGAUUCAUUGCUGUGCUGCACAGAUUCUGUCAGCCCCUGGGAAAGUUAUCCUUUGUUGUUUUCCUUUAUAUAUAUUUUUUGCUUAUUGCACAAUUGCUUUAGGGUUAAAUAAAUUAUAUUAAGCUACCUUGAAAUUAUAUAGUACUCCUUGACUAAGAAGCUAAACUUUUUUCUCUCAUUUAUUCUUUAAACAAGACAUAAGUUAGUUUGAGACAUUACUGAUCUUAUUUUGCAGUGUUUGGCUUCUAUUAAUAGAAGAGUGGAUAUAACACCAUAGCCAGAGGCCCUCUGGCUUAAGGAGAAGACGGGUCUAGCUCAGAACUCCAGCUGUGUCCUGCUACCCACAACCAGUUUUCCCACUCUUUGUUUUCCUCUUGCCACAGUUUGCUGACAUUUCAGAUAUUCCCCUGGGCCUGAUGCUUUCAUGUCCCGUUAAAUGUCUUCUCAGGAUAUUCUCUCAGUCCAAAGUAAAAAAUUUGUAGCUGGAUAGUUAGUUUAGAACCUUGGCAGAUCAACCAUUCACACUACUAACUGCAUUUAUCUGAGGAAAUCUCUGCACACCGCUCAUUCUUGUUGUGGUUUAUGUCAGUUCUUCAGGAAUAGUCCACAGAUGAGGCGCUCCUUCACAGUGGCUUCUAUUGCCUCAUAAAAGUACAUAGGAGAUUUUCCUUCUUUGCUCAGGGAUAACGGGGUUUCCAAUCUUUUAUUUUCUGAAGUGGGUUUUUUUUUUAAAUGGGGCAAAUAGACCUUUUGGAUAUCACAAAGGUCUAAAGUAUAACCUAUAACUCUGGCACGUGCUGCAAAUGUUUCUCUAAUUGUACAAAAAAAAUUAACCUAACAUCUUCUGAAAGAACUUUAGUAAGCAAUUUUAUAACACUUAAGGGAUCGUGAGAGCUACUGUCCUGAUUCCUAAUGAAGAAAAUCUCUCUGAUUUCCUUACAGCAAAGCAAAUAAAUGCUUAUUCCUGAUAA
Messenger RNA from Perognathus longimembris pacificus (Pacific pocket mouse), 2271 nucleotides. It is a transcript of the gene Sec22b, whose product is annotated as SEC22 homolog B, vesicle trafficking protein. Gene Ontology annotation, molecular function: SNAP receptor activity. Lineage: Eukaryota; Metazoa; Chordata; Mammalia; Rodentia; Heteromyidae. The transcript is spliced from 5 exons. Gene Ontology annotation, biological process: vesicle fusion with Golgi apparatus; endoplasmic reticulum to Golgi vesicle-mediated transport; retrograde vesicle-mediated transport, Golgi to endoplasmic reticulum. Gene Ontology annotation, cellular component: ER to Golgi transport vesicle membrane; endoplasmic reticulum-Golgi intermediate compartment; Golgi membrane. Bases 140 to 787 code for a protein of 215 amino acids. The record is from RefSeq and is a predicted model, not a curated record.